GCGACCAGUGUCUAAACUUUGUUGUUAAGAUACAGGUGUGUUGCCAGUCCCUCCCUCACUUGUCAUGGCGGUCAGAGACAUGGCGUGGUGCGGGUACACCACUCUUAUCUUCGCUCUGGGACUGGGUACAGUCAGUGGCGGGACUUCCUGCACCUUCACCAGGUAUGGAAGCUACUACCCGUAUUCUAACGGCUACACCAGCUACAAGUACUGUGUGUACGGCUGCUGCUCCACUGGCUGCUGCAGCUAUGACGACAGUUACAGUUACACCCCUUUGCCUGGCAUCAUCGCUGGCGGCGUCAUCGGCGGCAUUCUCUUCAUUUCGAUCAUCGUCGCCAUCGUCUGCUGCUGCAUCAAAAGCCAGUCACGACCGGGCCGCGUGAUACACUCGACAACUGGUACCUCCGGCAACGUGACGGUCGUCAGCUCAGCGAACCAGAUGAGCCAGGCGUGGUCAGCUCAGCCAGGCGCCAGUGCUCCAUAUGGCCCACAGUAUGGCCCACAGUAUGGCCCACAGUAUGGCCCCCAGUAUGGCCCACAGUAUGGAGCACAGUUUUCAGGGCCACCUCCUUACCAACCUCCCUCCGGCAACAAGGGGGGACCACCACCUCCUCCUUUCUACAGCGACCCGGCUUAUCCUCCCACCGGCACAGCCCACCCGGCUAUUUAGGGGUAGGCUACAUCCAGCUGUCAUGUGGGGGCACAGGUUACGAGGAUGUCGGGCAUCAGUAGUGCAGCCCUCGUGCUCCAUGUAUCAGAGUUCCUGCUGUAAUGUCAAACCAAUAUUGGCUGUGGUAUCGACAGGUCAAAGGUUGUGCCAGUUGUGACAUUUUCAGAGAUUUUCAGCGAGUGUAUGAACUUGGACAUGAGUGGGCGGUAAUAAGUUGAUUCAUUACAGUAAAACACAAAUGUAACAACCCCUCCCCUCAAGACUCCUUUCUGGAGAAAGAGAAAUGUAACAAGCUUGAUUAUGUUUGAGAUGUUUGGUGGUCAGUGUGUGGAGUCCAGUGAGUCCUCUGUCUCUGGACUUCAGUGUCCAGACCUUAUAGACAGGUGAAAGUGUGAGAUGCUGUGUUACCUUGAUUUGACACCGAGUGACAAUGAAUUCAGUCUGUUUGCUAUGAUAUGAUGAUGCAAAUAUUUAUCUAUGUCUAAAUGGAAAGAAAAUAAAAUUAGUUAAACACUUAAA
Molecule: messenger RNA, 1189 nt
Organism: Pomacea canaliculata
Lineage: Eukaryota; Metazoa; Mollusca; Gastropoda; Architaenioglossa; Ampullariidae
Product: protein shisa-5-like
Exons: 4
Coding region: 65-670 (201 amino acids)
Source: RefSeq, a predicted model, not a curated record